Messenger RNA from Corapipo altera (White-ruffed manakin), 2744 nucleotides. Its product is annotated as protein Smaug homolog 2-like. Gene Ontology annotation, molecular function: translation repressor activity; protein binding; mRNA binding. Gene Ontology annotation, biological process: nuclear-transcribed mRNA poly(A) tail shortening; negative regulation of translation; regulation of mRNA stability. The record is from RefSeq and is a predicted model, not a curated record. Gene Ontology annotation, cellular component: P-body. Lineage: Eukaryota; Metazoa; Chordata; Aves; Passeriformes; Pipridae.
GUGCCGUGCGCGCUGACGUUGCGCGGCGGCGGCGGGCGGCUCCUCCGGGGUGGUCCCGCGGCACCAUCGCAGCCGGGGGGCCCUCGGGACCCCCCCGCACAGCCCCCCAUGCGCUGCCCGGCCCGGGGGGGCCCCCCCGGCACCUGAGGGGGGGCAGGGCCCCCCCAGCGCCCCCCCAGCCAUGAUGUUCCGGGACCAGGUGGGGAUCGUGGCCGGGUGGUUCCGGGGCUGGAGCGAGUGCGAGCAGACGGUGGCUCUGCUGGCGCUGCUCAAGCGGGUCACGAGGACGCAGGCCCGGUUCCUGCAGCUCUGCCUCGAGCACUCCCUGCAGGACUGCCCCGACAUCCACCGGCGCGAGGCCGAGGCCAACAGUGCCGCUGCCAUCUCGCAGUGGCCCCAGGAGCCGGCCGAGGCCGCCGUGUCCCUGCUGCUGUCCCACCUGCCGCUGCUGCAGCCCGGCAACGCGGCGGCCAAGGCCGAGUACAUGAAGCGGCUGCAGAAGGUGCUGGCGGAGGCCAUCGAGAGCAACCGCUGCGUGGAGGAGAGCCGGCAGCUGCUGUCCUACGCGCUCAUCCACCCCGCCACCACGGCCGACGACCGCAGCGCGCUGGCCCUGUGGCUCGGCCACCUGGAGGAGCGCCUGGCCCCCGGCGCCGCCCCCCCGCGCCGUCCCCCCGCCCACGAGUGGCCCCCCGAGCACCCCCCCGAGCCGGGCGGGGCCUGGGCGGAGCCCCCCGGGGGUGGGGCGGCCCCACCCCGCGAGAACGGGCACCCCGCGUACCACGGGCCGGGGGGAGGUAAUGGGGGGGGACGGGGGCUGGGGGGGAGGGCCCUGCCCUGCCAGCUGCACCCCAGCCCCCUGAAGCGCUCGCUGUCGCUGGUGCCCGGCAGCCCCCAGCCCGGCCAGGGGGGCGAGUGGGCAGGGGGCGGGGGCCCCGAGGACCCCCCCGCGGCCCCCAGGGCCCCCCCCCCGUUUGGGGAACACGCCCCCCUGUCCCCCCAGAGCAGCGUGGCCUCGUCGGGCAGCGAACACACGGAGGAGCCCGGCGGGCGCAACUCCUUCCAGGAGGACGGCAGCGGCAUGAAGGACGUCCCCUCGUGGCUCAAGAGCCUGCGGCUGCACAAGUACGCGGCGCUGUUCGCCCAGAUGAGCUACGAGGAGAUGAUGACGCUGACGGAGCAUCACCUGGAGUCACAGAACGUCACCAAGGGCGCCCGGCACAAGAUCGCCCUGAGCAUCCAGAAGCUGCGGGAGCGGCAGAGCGUCCUCAGGGCGCUGGAGAAGGACAUCCUCGAGGGGGGCAACCUGUGGACGGCGCUGCAGGAGCUGCAGCAGAUCCUGGUGACCCCCAUCAAGGCCUUCCGGCCCCCCCCCGCCACGCCUCCCCCUCCCGGGACCCCCGACGGGGCCCCUCCGGGACCCCCCCCCGACACCUUUGCCCCCCCUCCGGCCCCCGACGCCGAGGCCCCUGCGGCCCCCGUCCCUGACGGGGACAUCCCGGGGCAGUUCACCCGGGUCAUGGGCAAGGUGUGCACCCAGCUCCUGGUGUCGCGGCCGGACGAGGAGAACAUCACCAGUUACCUCCAGCUGCUCGAGAAGUGCCUGAGCCACGAGGCGUUCACGGAGACGCAGAAGAAGCGGCUCCUGUCCUGGAAGCAGCAGGUGCUGAAGCUGCUCCGCGCCUUCCCCAAGAAGGGGCCCCUGGAUGGCCCGCCCGGCUACCGGCCCCCCAAGGGCUGGGCCUUCGGCUCCAACUCUCUCCCCAUAGCUGGCUCUGUGGGGGGGGGGGGCGGCGGGGGGGGGCAGGAGGGGUCUCUUCUCCCCCCUGGGGGUCUGUUUUGGGGGGUCCCCUCUGCUCUGACCCCCCUGUUGCCCCCCCAGAGCCUGUGGUUCAGCGCCGGGGGGGGCCCGGGGGGGUCCCCCGGGGGUCGCAGCGCCGUGCAGAGAACCCACUCCCUGCCCGUGCACAGCUCCCCACAGGCCCUGCUCGCCUUCCCACAGGAGUGCCCCCUCCCCGGCACCGACCUGGAGAUCAACCCCACCCUGGAGUCGCUGUGUCUGAGCAUGACCGAGCACGCGCUGGGGGAUGGCACAGACAAGACCUCCACCAUCUGAUGGCGCUGCCCCCCCCUCCCCAAACCGGGGGGGCACCUCCUUAACACCCCCCUCCUCCUGCCACCCCCCCGUGCCCCCCCCGGGGGGGGUCCCCAAAACAUCUGGGGUGGGGUGGGGGGGGGUAAAACCCUUCCUCCCCCCUCGACUCCCCCCCCACGGCCAGGGGGGCUCGGGGGGUCCCCGGUGAGGGGGGGGGCUCCCCCAGGCCGAUGACCUUGCGAGGGGGGGGGGGCCAUGACACUACAGGGGGGGUUUUUGGGGGGGUUUGUUGCGUUUUCGCCGUUUUAAGGAUCCCGGAAUUUGGGGGUUUGUGGGUUCAUUUUCCCCCUCUUUUAUUAUUAUAUUAUUAUUAUUAAUAUUAUUUCUGUUCCAGCCCCCCCGGGGGGUGGCGGGGGCGGGGGGGGGGACGACACCCCAAAUUUAGGUACAGGCUGAGCCCCCCCCCCCAACCCGGGGUUGGGGGUGCCCCGGGCCCCCCCCCCCCGGUACCCCCCCCCCCCCCCCCUUUGUAGCGCCGCGGCCCCGAAAUAGAAAAAAAUCGUUAUUUUAGAUACAUUUUAUUAUGAAUCCUUUUGUUAUGAUAUGGCUGGUAACCAUGAACGUUAUUAAACACAAAAAACACCCACAA